Molecule: messenger RNA, 326 nt
Organism: Clarias gariepinus (North African catfish)
Lineage: Eukaryota; Metazoa; Chordata; Actinopteri; Siluriformes; Clariidae
Exons: 3
Coding region: 21-293 (90 amino acids)
Source: RefSeq, a predicted model, not a curated record
UCUCUCAUCACUCCAGCGACAUGUUUGUGACGGUGAUACUGGGAGAGAAAAGAGCUGAGCUACUUAACCUCAACUGCCGGAUUGUGAAUUUCAUCCACUGUUUAAAGGAGAAGUGCAAACUGGACCCGCAAGUGCAAGUGGACUUGAUGGACCGGACUGGAGAGCUGGUGCACUUGGUGGAGGUGGAGCACAGCGUGGACCUGGCCAGCACUUUACUGAAAAACCGACAGAGCUACAUCGUACUGAGCGUGUCACGUGAGUCACGUGAGUCACGUGAAUUACCUCAUUUUUAAGUGAUUUUUUUUUUUUAAAUAAAGGGAAAAGAA